GUCACUGAAAAGGUUAGCAGCAAACCAGCUAGCAAGAGUGCGACCCCUGUUCCUGCUGCAGCGCAGAAUGGUCCAAUCCCGCCUGUCGACACCAAACCCUCCGUAUCCGAAGCUACACAAGGGACUACUGCCCCCGCUGCUGCGCCGAAUGUAGCUACCACAAAAGCAGGACCAGGACCAGCCCCUGCCUCCUCGUCAGCAACAGCAACUCCUCAGACGCCGUCUAAGGCGCCACCAUCCGGCCCCAAGAACGAUCGAUUUGUGCCAGCCAUUCCGAUCUCUAAUCCUACCACCAAGCCGGCCACGACAGCUGCUGCCACUCAGUCUGUUGCUAGUGUCGCUGGAGGUGCGACUACUCAGGCCACGGCAUCUCAGGGCACGGCGCAAGCAGCCAUUACGGAAGCUGCUCGUGCUGCAACCGCGGCUGUCGCCGCUGCGAUGGCGAAACUUCCUCAGCCAAAUGCCCAGAAGAAGGCACAACAGAACGAUGCCAAUGUCGAGACGGUUACCAAGAAACUGAAUGACUUGAAAACAUACGAUGGAAACCGGGGCCAUCGUGGUCAGGGUCCGCGAGGCGGUCGUGGAAGUCAUCGCAAUCAGCAUCACGCCCCCGCUAAGAAGAUUGAGGUCCCUGAUACCGACUUUGAUUUUGAAUCUGCGAAUGCCAAGUUCAACAAGCAAGAUCUGGUGAAGGAAGCCAUUGCGUCUGGAUCCCCCAUGCGCGAGUCCGAGGAGAAGGAUGCCAACGGGGCUGGUACCGAAGGCGCCAAAGAAACGAUUCCCGUCCCGACUGCACCUGGACCUGCUUACAACAAGGCCUCGUCCUUUUUUGACAACAUCUCCAGUGAAAUUCGCGAUCGGGAAGAGGGUAUCAGGCCUCGUGAGCGACGCGGGGAAGAGGAAAAGAAGAAUAUCGAGACUUUUGGUCAAGGAAGCGUGGAUGGCUAUCGCGGCAGCUACCGGAACCGUGGCAGAGGGAGGAACUACGGAGGAUCCAGGGGCCGCAGUGGCUACAACCGGAGUUACAACAAUCGCGGACGAGGUGCUUUGCGAGGCGGUCGUGGUGCUUCUCAAGCUACCGGUGUGCCUGCGCAGACUUAA
This is a messenger RNA of Rasamsonia emersonii CBS 393.64, 1101 nucleotides long. RefSeq names its product G2/M phase checkpoint control protein Sum2. NCBI's taxonomy places the organism in Eukaryota, Fungi, Ascomycota, Eurotiomycetes, Eurotiales, Trichocomaceae. The annotation marks the transcript as partial. The record is from RefSeq and is a predicted model, not a curated record. Gene Ontology annotation, molecular function: mRNA binding. Gene Ontology annotation, biological process: P-body assembly; cytoplasmic stress granule assembly. The transcript has a single exon. Gene Ontology annotation, cellular component: P-body.